Molecule: messenger RNA, 1481 nt
Organism: Andrographis paniculata
Lineage: Eukaryota; Viridiplantae; Streptophyta; Magnoliopsida; Lamiales; Acanthaceae
Product: transcription factor MYB83-like
Exons: 2
Coding region: 100-1209 (369 amino acids)
Source: RefSeq, a predicted model, not a curated record
AUAUCCUAAGGCCAAUUCCUAGUUGGGAUUAAUCCCAUUCAUUCAAAUUCUUGAUAUAUAUAUAUAUACAUACAUACAUUAUAAGGAUAGAUUGAUAUCAUGAGGAAACCAGACAACAACAAUAAUGUACUAAUGAUGAAGGAAAAGGGCAACAACAACAACAACAACAUUAAUCCAAAGGUUAAGUUGAGGAAGGGUUUGUGGUCUCCCGACGAGGACGAGAAAUUGAUGAAUUACAUGCUAAAAAAUGGACAAGGUUGUUGGAGCGACAUCGCGCGCAAUGCCAACCUCCAACGCUGCGGCAAAAGCUGCCGUCUCCGUUGGAUCAAUUACCUCCGUCCCGAUCUAAAGCGCGGCGCAUUUUCGCCGCAAGAGGAACAACUUAUCAUCCAUUUACAUUCCAUUCUUGGCAAUAGGUGGUCUCAAAUUGCUGCUCGACUUCCAGGCAGGACAGACAACGAAAUCAAGAAUUUCUGGAAUUCAACGAUCAAAAAGAGAUUCAAGAAUGACAACAACAACAACAAAGACAACGAGGGUAACCAUAAAACUCCAACAUCAUUAGUAUCCCCAAACAACGGGGAUGAUAGAUCAGAGUUCAAUAAUGGUCCUAACAGCUUUGGUUGUCCGAAUAUGGGAGGGACACUAUUCAUGCAAGAAUACGAGAUGCCACCUCUUUCGAUGGAUUCCUCUUCUUCUUCGACCUCAUCAAAUUUGCAACCACCCUACAUGGCUUUGCACUCCCUCAUAAACCCUAGCCCUAACCCUAACCCUAACCCUAUCACCAACGAUCAUCGUUAUAAUCAUCACUAUCGAAACAUGUUUGAAGUGCCUUCUUCGGGUGGAUAUUUCGGGCAAUUAGGGUUUGGUGGAAUCGAAGGUGUUUUGGGAAUUGGGGAGCCAUUUGUUAUGGGGUCGGACAAUGAGAAUUUGGUCCCCGGAUUUGAGGCAAGAGGACUAGAGUUUGAACGCAUGAACAACGAUAGAGGCGAGUGUGAAAUUAUGAAUAAGAAAUUUGGCAAGAUUAAUCAAAACUUGUUGAGUAAGAAUGAUGGUGAAAUUAACAAUGAUUUCAUUGCAGAAGAAAUGGUUGGAGUUGGGAAUCAUAAUUGGGACUUAGAAGAAAGCUUGAAAAUGGGAGAAUUGGAUUGGGAGGGUUUGUUGGCUAACAUAUCCUCUUUACCUUAUCUUGCUUCUCAAGGUGAAUAUUAAUCUCUCUCUCUCUCAUGUUCAUCUUGAAUUCUUGAAAAUAUAUCCACAAUCUCAUCAAUCUCACUAGGUAUCUUCAAGAUAAUGAUCGAAGUUAGCUAUCGUAUACUUUUUUUCUUUUGCGAUUUCAAACUGUAUUAAUAUUUUCAAAAUAAAACAUCAAGGCGUAGGUAGCAAUAGAUGGAGAUGUUAUUUGGCGCGGAGAUGUACAUUGUUGUGCUUUCAUAUAUGAUCGAUACAAAAAUGUGAAUAGUACGAACCCAUGAGGGAAUAAG